AUGGUCAAGGGAGAUGGGAAUUAUUACAGUCACAUCAGGGAUGAUGGAGAUAUCCUCAUGUUUGUGGCUCAUCAUUUAGUGCCGGAGAACGCCUCCUACAGCCUCAGCUCUGAAAGCGACUCGGGUGCUGAGUUGGACGGUUACCCACCCAGUGGACACACGUCGGAAAAAUCUCAGAAGCGGACCGACAGUUCAGACUCUCCCAGUAUGUCAUCGUCGUCGUCGUCACCCAAUCAGAGCUCAGAACGUAAGCCAGCCCAGUUGGCCCUAGCAGACGAAAAGUCAAUGUCUACCCUGCAAACACCUCUCGAAACUUGAUAAUGAAAGUGCGCCCUUUAUUUCAAUCUAGUUGUCUCACUGACUCUGCCUGUCUGUGUCAGCUAUGGGGAAUUUUCUUUUUUUCUUAUUUACAACGCAUUGUACAUUCUAGACAAUCCUUCCAGAAUAUCGAAACAAUAAAUGUUUGAAGAAGAUCACAAGAACGCCCCUUUCCUCACUGCCUCCAGUUUGAAGAGUUUGAUGAACUAAACAGGCGUCACUCAUUCAAGGCGGGCUUAAGGAGAGAAAAGAUGAAUUGGAUGAAAAAUUAUAUGACGAACACUUAUUUUACCGAAAUUUAGCUUAGGGCCCCGUAAUACGGAACGUCCUUAUUUACGUGUACGAUCGGUGAUGUGGGCAUGUAUGAAACCCUCACAAAAGGCGAUUUCCGCAAAUACUCGCAUGUUACACUCGAAAAGUCACGUUAGGAAACACAUGUUUUAGGUAAUUCGUCAUCAGACCAACUCAUUUACCUAGAAAUGGAAAAUGUGAGCAAUUUACAGGGUUUAUAAGUGUCUCAGGGAUUAUAAACACUUAUCGCUCCCACGCCACCCGCAUGUCGAGUUCGGCGUGCUAUGACCCUUUGGGCAAGGGAGGGGGUGGCAUAAGCUGUGAGUGAUGUUUGUAAGUCAAAUUCGUGCAGUACACAUCGCUGUAAUGAGGGGGGUCGGGGCGGCGUGCGAUAACCAUCCGGGAUCGGCGUUGGCCACAGAAGAUAGAGCGCCCGUUUCAACGUCUUCUGACAACACAGCACUGGGUUCGCUAGUCGUAUAGCUACCAGCCCGGCUGUAGCUGGCACUCGUUUGUGUCGGCCCUUGGGGAAGUUUGCUGGUGUCCAUCAGACAACUUAAAAGGGCUUCUUUUGCAUCGACCCCGUGUUUCGCAUCGACUAGAUGUGCGAGAAUAGAACUCGAAAUGGAUUUAUUUUCAGCACCGCCUGGCCAGGCCGGUAUGUGUUCAUGUGCUCUCUUUUUCAGGAGUCUCGUUGUACACCCAAUGCGUCCCGCUCCACAGGGGCAAGUAAAUGAGUAAAUACACAUCGAUGUGGCCUGCGGCGGUAGUCUCUCUUUACCUCCAAAGCGUAGGAGGGAAGAGUUUUUGAACCAUAUGCGCGACUUCGCCGGGAGGAAAACGCUAGUGAUCUCUGUCAUCGGACGCCGUCUUACUAGUUCGCUUGCUGCGUCCCUUGGAAUAGGCAGUCUUACAAACAAGUCAUUUUUGUCUGCAUUUACCAUGCUAGGCUUUGUGGAGCGUUGCCCAAUAUUUCGGAGGGCAUCCGCUUUCGCGAAGUACAUAAGUUCAUACAUUGGUAGAGGAGCACUCACCGAUUGUUCUUAGGGAAUCCACUCGUCCUGUUGUGUCUUACGGGCUCUCUCUCGAGCCCAACCAGCAGUCGUUCAGCGGCGCAUGAUAUAGGCAGAAUGUCAUUACCGAGAAAGACAACAGAGACUGGAAUGGCCAUUUCUGGCUUAUUAGCGUCGUCAGCCAGUCCGGCAGUUUCUGGCUUAUUAGCCGUCUUCGGCCAGUCAUACCCAACGGCGAAGUGUGGGACACCUGGGGUUCGAUCCCGCGACCUGUUAGAUAGAAGUCCAACGCCUCUAACCACUGGGCCACGAGCUCGUUGUCCUGUUUAGCCAAAUGGCAGCGUAGGAAAAGACCUUCUGCAGAAAUUCAUCUAUUUUCUGUGUCUCCUUGCUGUACGACUUGUGUGUUUCCCACCCGUAAAACCCCCUCUACCACCAUUUAACGUAUGACACGCUCUACAGGCUAACGCAAGUUAGUUGGGGGGUCCUACACCCUAUCGUUGUCGGUGCAUCUUACUUACCAUCGAGCUGUAAGGACUUGUUCACCCAGGCCGCCUAGGUACGGGUCUCGCCGUGCCAGCCACCUGCGCCUUCCAUGCCUCCAGCUUUCUUGACUCUGUCUUGACACUGUGCCCAGGUAAGAAGUGGGGAAGAGAGAGAGAGAGAGAGAGAGAGAGAGAGAGAGAGAGAGGUAGAUACUGCACAAGUCUACUAACAAGUCUAAUCUAACUCCCUCACAAGCCACCGUCCCCGCUGCGCCUUGCUCUGGAGCACACGGUGGACAUCGUCGAAAUCGACGGUCGAACUGUCGCCUCGGACAGUGCCAAGUGACCUGCUGUGCAUUGUCCUCGAAAAUAAGGCAGACUCAUUAAGUCACUGCAGAGGAAAAUAAGCGCAGUCAUGACUUCGCGGUCAAAUAUAAGGGGAAGCCGUGUGUUGCCGGCGAAGGUGGACAGGAAAUGGCCAUGGCCAGUGGUCGGAGCCGACGUGCGGCGUCCGCAUCUCACCGUAUUAAUUCACCUAACCGAGUGUGGUUUGAUUUCCCUUUACUGUAGUGAAAACAGGCAUGCCCAUGCAGUAGUGUAAUACAGACUUACUAGCAGAGAGGCGAAAAAAGACAAACAGAAAGAGGAGGAGGAAGAAGAAGAAGAAGUAGACGAAGAAGAAGAAGAAGAAGAAGAAGAAGAAGAAGAAGAAGAAGAAGUAGACGAAGAAGAAGAAGAGUGAUAAGAAAAAGAAGAAUAAGAAGAAGAAGUAGACGAAGAAGAAGAAGAAGAAGAAGAAGAAGAAGAAGAGUGAGAAGAAGAAGAAGAAGAGGAGGAGAAUGAGGAGGAAGAAGCAGAAGAAAAAGAGGAGGAGGAAGAAGAAGAAGAGGGAGUGCGGUUUGACUUCCCCUUACCGUAGCGAAAACGGAUAUGCCCAGGCAGUAGUCUAAUACAGACUUACUAGCAGACAGGCGAAAAAGACAAACAGAAAGAGGAAGAAGAAGAAGAAAAAGAAAAAGAAAAUAAAAAGAAGAAAAAGAAAAAGAAAAAGAGAAGGAAGAAGAGAAGGAAGAAGAAGAAGAAGUAGAAGAGAGGAGGAGGAAGAAGAAGAAGAAGAAGAAGAAGAAGAAGAAGAGGAAGAAGAAGAAGAAGAGGAAGGAGGAGAAGAAGAAGAAGAAGAAGAAGGAGAAGAAGAAGAAGAAGAAGAAGAAGAAGAAGAAGAAGAAGUAA
Molecule: messenger RNA, 3337 nt
Organism: Spirometra erinaceieuropaei
Lineage: Eukaryota; Metazoa; Platyhelminthes; Cestoda; Diphyllobothriidea; Diphyllobothriidae
Source: the annotation of a GenBank genome assembly